Molecule: messenger RNA, 546 nt
Organism: Penaeus indicus
Lineage: Eukaryota; Metazoa; Arthropoda; Malacostraca; Decapoda; Penaeidae
Gene: lmgA
Exons: 6
Coding region: 1-546 (181 amino acids)
Biological process (GO): anaphase-promoting complex-dependent catabolic process; protein ubiquitination; positive regulation of mitotic metaphase/anaphase transition
Cellular component (GO): nucleus; anaphase-promoting complex
Molecular function (GO): ubiquitin protein ligase activity; zinc ion binding; cullin family protein binding
Source: RefSeq, a predicted model, not a curated record
AUGAAAAGUGCCGUGCGACUGUACGCCGCAGUGCGCAACGGCGAGCCAGGGAUUCGGCCUGAUUUGUAUGAAUCAGCAUCAAAUGAUAUUGAAAGCAUUACUUAUUACAGGUACUGUAUAAGCCUCUCGGUCCCCAUUAUGUCCAUAAGUUGGGGACUUGCUUAUAAGACAUAUGAAAGGACAUUGGUGUUUAAAUUUCAUCCUUUGACUGAGAAGGUGCCAGAAAUACAGAAGUUCAUAAAGGAUAUUAGAAGGAAUUAUACCAGGAAAACCAAUAGCUUUAGAAUAGUCAUGAAGGUGAAGAUUAAAUCCUGGACGGGAGUGGCUACAUGGCGCUGGGUGGCUAAUGAUGACAGUUGUGGCAUUUGUAGGAUGCCCUUUGAUGGAUGCUGCUCAGAUUGUAGAUUGCCAGGUGAUGACUGCCCACUAGUGUGGGGCCAGUGCUCUCACUGUUUCCAUAUUCACUGCAUUAUGAAGUGGCUUCAAUCUCAACAGCUUCACCAGCAGUGUCCAAUGUGUCGGCAAGAGUGGAAAUUUAAAGAAUAA